Molecule: messenger RNA, 1134 nt
Organism: Olea europaea var. sylvestris
Lineage: Eukaryota; Viridiplantae; Streptophyta; Magnoliopsida; Lamiales; Oleaceae
Product: peroxidase 66
Exons: 3
Coding region: 43-1008 (321 amino acids)
Biological process (GO): response to oxidative stress; hydrogen peroxide catabolic process
Cellular component (GO): plasmodesma; plant-type cell wall
Molecular function (GO): heme binding; peroxidase activity
Source: RefSeq, a predicted model, not a curated record
UUCUUGGUUUAAUCUAAUCGUCUCUCUAAAUUUCCAAAUAAAAUGGCAUUCCAAAUGAUCUGUUCUUCAAUAAUUCUUCUUAUUUUUGUCACAAUUCCUCCAUUGACAGAAGCAAUUCUUGAUCCCCAUUACUACGAUAAACCAUGCCCACAAGCUGAAAAUAUUGUCUCUCAAACAAUUCGAAAUGCUUCAACUUUUGACCCUAAAGUUCCAGCAAGAAUUCUCAGGAUGUUCUUCCAUGAUUGUUUCAUUAGAGGAUGUGAUGCAUCUGUAUUGCUGGAUUCAACACCAGAAAGCAAAGCAGAAAAAGAUGGGCCUCCAAAUAUCUCACUCAGAGCCUUUUAUGUGAUUGAUGAAGCCAAAACCAAGCUUGAAAAGGCUUGUCCUCGUACAGUUUCAUGUGCUGAUACAUUAGCCAUUGCUGCAAGAGACGUUGUCACCAUGUCUGGAGGUCCCUCUUGGGAAGUACUCAAAGGAAGAAAUGAUGGAAGAAUCUCAAGAGCAAAUGAAACCAUAAAUUUACCAGCCCCAUCGUUCAACACGUCUCAACUCAUUCAAAGUUUUUCCAAAAGAGGCCUUUCCAUUAAAGAUUUGGUUGCACUUUCUGGUGGACACACACUAGGGUUUUCCCAUUGUUCUUCCUUCGAAGCUAGACUUCACAAUUUCAGUUCAGUGCACGACACUGAUCCAAGCUUGAACGUCGAGUUUGCAGAGAGCUUGAAGAGGAAAUGCCCGGAACCAAACCAUGAUCAAAAUGCGGGACAGUUCUUGGAUUCAUCUGCAUCAACUUUUGAUAAUGGUUAUUACAAGCAAAUUCUUGCAGGGAAAGGUGUGUUUGCAUCAGAUCAAUCACUAUAUGGUGAUUUCAGGACUAGAUGGAUUGUUGAAUCGUUUGCAAGAGAUGAAAGUUUGUUCUUUAGUGAAUUUGCAGCUUCUAUGGUGAAACUUGGAAAUGUUGGAGUGAUUGAGAAUGGAGAAGUCAGAUUGAACUGCAGAGUUGUCAAUUGAUUAAUGAGAGAGGAUUCUUUGAUCUUUCCACUGAGUGAAUAUGUCUUUUGAAAAAUAGUGCUUCUAAUAAUAGCUUCUUUUUCUUGUGACCAUUUAAUUUUCAAACUAAUAAAAUUGAAAGAAAAA